This is a messenger RNA of Acanthaster planci (crown-of-thorns starfish), 5440 nucleotides long. RefSeq lists its product as uncharacterized. NCBI's taxonomy places the organism in Eukaryota, Metazoa, Echinodermata, Asteroidea, Valvatida, Acanthasteridae. The record is from RefSeq and is a predicted model, not a curated record.
ACAAGUGGACGUGCCUUUGUGUUUCUCCGUCUUUACUGCAGUCAGUUUGUUACAAGAAAUUCGGAAAUUUUGCAGCUGAUAUUAAGAUCACGUCGGCUCAAACAUGGGCUGUCCACAGUCCAAGAAGAGAAAGCGCCGUGCUCAACGAUCCAACAAGGAGCAACAGAAACUUUCUAGGAGUGCUUUGAAGAAGCAAAUCAAGGCUAAGGCCAAGCUGGAAAAGGCCCUGGCUGAGACCAAGGCUAAGGGAGAUGCUGAGCUGAGAGCUGCGGCUCUGGCCGUAGCUGGACUUGGAGGGGUCCAGCUGCCUGCCAUUACCAGCGAGCAAAUCCCUGAGCAAACCCCUGAGCAAACCCCUGAGCAAUCCCGUACCACCACCACCACCAACGAGCAAACCCUGACCAAUGAGCAUACUUCUAUUAAGGAAAUCCAGAAGGAAGAGAAGGAGAUGAAGUCAGUCUCAGGAUUGAUGACUACUGAUGCUUCUGUCGCAGCUGCCAUCACUGAUGCAGUUGCCGAGGUGAUCGGUGACGAUGCUGUGAGCAAGAGUGAGGACCUGAAGGCCAUCCUGGGGAUCAACCAGUCUACUCUGGCCUCUGAGCGUCCUAACAGCUCCACAUCCGUUGAGCCUAGACUGAUCAUUGUCGGUGAAGCCGACAUCUGUGUGGACACCACCAAGGAUGAACCAGCAACUUCUACCCCCCAAAUUAAGGCACCAAUCGUUGUCAUCCCUGAGGUUGACAAUGAAGCUAGCAUGGGCCGGACAAACGUGGAGAAAGAUCUGGGCACCAAGGAUGGGGAGGACAAGGACGAGCAUGACCAGGAAGAUGACAAGGAGGGUGACAAGGACGAGCAUGACCAGGAAGAUGACAAGGAGGGUGACAAGGACGAGCAUGACAAAGACAGUGAUGAGGGGAAGGAUGACAAGACUGUUGAUGAGGACUCUUCCAGCCUGGAACUGGAGGCUGCUAACUUGGUGAAGGCAGUCUUUGCCGGUCUGGACAAAGAUGAAGAAAAAGCACCUCAGUCGGAAGUGCUUAACACAGCAGCUGAUGAUGAGAUUAGCGCUGCAGAGCAGGCAGCCAUCUUGGAGCAGGAGGCUGCUUAUCUUGUUGAUGCUGUCUUCGCCAGCUUGGAGGGAGAAGACAGUGACGAAGAUGACACCUCUACAACAGUUACUGUCAUGUCUGUGGGCAUGUCAGCAGAGGCACCUUCCAAUCUGGUUGAAGAGGCAGCAAAAGUUGUGAGUUCUGUCCUGGCCCAAGUCACAGCAGACUUCCAGUCUGAGGGACGGACUACUGCUCCAAUCAUCGAGACAGCUGACAUGCAGAUGACAAGCAGCCUGGACAUAGAGGCUGCUAAACUUGUGGAUGCCUGUCUUGCAAGUAUCACACAGGAGGACCUGCAAACUGCUUCUACCACCACAGCAGUUCAGAUGUCUUGCGAUGAAACAAAGGAGGAAGAGGAACAACACAGCUUGGAUCGGCAGGCUGCUGAUAUGGUUGAUAUUUUGCUCGCCACCAUCGCUACUGAGCAAAUGGCCUCAAAUCCCACUGAUGCGAUUUCCAGCACUGCAUCAGUUGACCCAGCCAAGCUGACAAACAUCAUAUUGAAUGGGCUGAAGAAUUCAAGCGUUAACCUUGCACGCCAAACCUCUGAGAUGUCCACUCAGACUUGUGAAAUGGCCAUUCAAACUGACAAUAUUGAAAAUGAACAAGACAAGCCAUCAAAGAAACCAUCAGCUGUGUCCAAGAUAAAAACAGCCAUCAAGUCUGCAUCCCAGAAAAGUCGAACGGCCCUUCUUGGGAAAAAGGACAAACUGGACAAGGUCAAGAAAGCCAGUGGGAAAGAGAAGGAAAAGGACACACAGGCCUCCAGCAAAAGCAAGACCAAGUUGGCUGAUAGCAGGAAGCCCACCAAGGAUACGAAUAAGUCAAAAAGUGAUCACAAGAAACAGGACAAACAGGACAAGGACAAGAAGGCCAGUGGAAAAGACAAAGAUGCAAAGUCAAAAAAUCAAGUGUCCGGCACAAACAAGACCAAGAAGCCUGCCAAAGAAACAAAAAAUUCAAGGAGUAAUCACAAGAAGUCUCCCACUGCUAGCAAGAAGAAACCUGCUAUAGAGCCAAAAGCCCGCAAUGCAUCAAGCAGGAUGUUGAAACUCAAAGAGUCAGCAAAGGGUGCUGAUAGUAAGGAGUGUGCCAAUGCAAAGACAAGGAAGACCAAAUUAAACAGCACCUCUACCGGUUCCAAAGCUGUCGGCAGCAAGAGCAAACAGACUGCCACGAAAAAAUCUCAGGCAUCAAAAAUUCCCCAAAUGUCUUCUACUUCUGCAACAAACAGCAACAACAGGAACAAAGCAAACCCUGCUGAAAAGUUGAAGGCAUCAAAGAGCUCUUCCCUCCCUCACAAAGGUGGCCAACAGAAACCAAACACCUCUGUCAGUGCCGCCAUAACAAGCCAUCUUCAGGGGAGCAGCCACUCCAACAGUCAGCCUGCUGAGAAGCAAGACCCAGAUCUAGAUCCUUCAAGUGUUACCAAUCAUCCAACAAAAUCAUGUGACAACUCCACAAUAGAAUCCAAGUCAUUGGGCAAACUGAAGCCAGGACAUGUCAGAUUCCAAGAACCCCAGUCUGUAACCUCUUCCCCAUCCAUCCAUGGCAAAGAACAGAAGUCCACUACUGUGGAAAGCAAGGAUGCAAACAUUGCUCUCACAUCUGCUGAUAGUUUGGACCCUUCCAAGCUGAGUACUAAGCGGCAGAAACGUUCAGGAAAAGAUAAUGUCUCCAUCAAAAGUGAGGGUGCACCCCGCAGAGUCAACUCUGCCCGCCAGGCCCGUAGUCAAAAGACAUCCUUAGCCAUGCUUGCUGAGGCAAGACCAAGUACAGUGGUCGCAAAUCAGAUGGAAUCUACCACCAUCACAGAUCAGUUAUCCUUUCCAGGAUCAGAUGAAAGUGCCAUGGGUGACAACUUCGAGGUGACCAGAGAAAUCAGCGUCACACACCAACUAUCACUGGAAAACCAACCUUUGGAUGAACUCCAGCAACAUCCUACUGCUGUGAACAGCAGCAAUCAAGAACAGCAGCUUUGGGACCAACUGCGAGUUCUGCCAUUGGGACAUCUUUCUCCUGAACACGUACCAACUGAUCAACAUACAGUUUCUUCACCUGACAGAGCACUGGAUGGCAACCUAUCUUCCAUUAUGCAAACAAGAACCAUCCAGUCCUCCACUGAUAACAUAACUCCUGUCUUGAGUGCACACUUGCUAGCAGCAUCAACAUCUUCCAGUAGCUUUCUGGAUCACUUGGACAACCAGAGCACAAGGUCUUUUUCCAGUGAGUCUCAGUGCACUCGAAAAAGUCCAAGCAGGAAAAACACUCAAACAAGGAUUCCCAAGAUAGGGAGCACCAAGGUACAUGUACCUGAUGACCUAAACCAACAAGACAGAGGUCAUCCUCAACGACCUUUUGGCAAAGGCUCUUCGACGAUUACUACACACCAAGCAAAAAGUGAUGUUCCUGCAGCAGAUGACAAGUUCAGGCCCACCUCCCAAUUGAAGACUUCAAGCAGUUCUCACGAAAGAGCCUCACUGACCCCAAGAGGGAAGAAGACACCGAGUCUGAUGCUGCAAGCUUCCAACAGUUCAUCAACAGAUCUCUCAUAUGUGGCCAAUGGUGUUCAACUUCAGAUACCGCUUGGCAAAGGCUCUCCCACCCACAGGACAACAGACCGAGCAAACAGUGAUCUCCUGAUCAGAGCAGACACAGAGCGUGUGUACAGAACAACCUCUCAGGUUAGGAUGUCAAGCAGUCCCCAAGGGAGAGCCUCACUGAUUCCAAGAGGGAAGAAGACACCAAGUCAAGUGCCACCAGGCCUCAACAGCCCAUCGAGUGAUCUCUUGUCUGCAUCAGAAGCAGGUGGCUCCGUGCAAGGUUCCAGGAGUCCCUGUGGCGGUGUUUCUGAGAGUGCUGGAAGAGACUCAAAGAUUCUCCCCACCCAGAGGACACCAAGUCCAUUGUCACCAACAUCAAACAAACCAUCACAAGAUCUCCUGAAUUCAUCGCAGAUGGGGCACCGUGUUCCAGAUUCUAGAAGUCUAAGUGGCAGAAGCACUCAGGAAGAGCCUCAAGGAUUCCAACUCAAACAAGGGUGGUUUCCAAUAACCCAUCCCGUGAUCUCCUGAACAGUCCAGAUCACCUUAUCAGAGACGCAACAACUGCUCUUGAAAAGCAGCAACGCAUGAAGAGCAGAUCCACCACUCCUUCCGCCACACCUGGCCAUCUUACACCUGUUGGUGGCGGUGGAGAGUCUCCGCGCCAGGAGACUGCUGAGGUGCAGCUUGGCUGCACCCAGCGCCAAGAUUAAAUCCCUCUUUUACAAUGUGCAGUUCCUCUCAAAAUAAUGUUUAGUUGAAGUCACAUCCGUAAUGGGAGACUUUUGAGAUGCUGGUGUGAGCAGACAUACUGGUCCUUUGUCAUUGUUAUCACCAUUGUUAACACAUUCUGAACCACACAUACAUACCAAGAACAUCUGGCAUCUGCUCAGAACUAGUAAAAUGGGCUUGUAUGUCUGCCUCAACCAACAUCUCAAAAAUCUCCCAUUACAGACGGCAAUUCUGUAAAAAGCAAAAUCAACUUAGAGCUGCACUACCAUCUGUCAUAUAUAAUGAUAUAUUUUCUUUGUCAGUCAGAUGCUCCACUUCUAUUUGGUAUUACUUCUGUUCUAGUUAAAAACAAUGGACCUUAAUUACGGAUGUGACAAAAAAUAUGGAUCCAGGAUGGGCUAAUGGGUACACAUCAUCUUCAAUAAAACAUUUUCCAUCCUGUAAAAUAAUUUUCUAAUUCAGGGUUUUUUCAACAAUUUCCAAUAUCCGAAAGUAAUUGUACCUUUAAAAAGGCCCAACUGGUAAAAAAAUAAUGGAUCCGCACUAAACAUUAUUUUGAGAGGAACUGCACACACUGAGUAUGUGUGUGCUUGUUUGGUUAGAAAUUGCAACUUCCUGAAUUGCCUUGUUAAAAUUCUGAUGUGUUCCACCUUACCAGGAUUUUCUCAAGAUCUAACCCUUGCAAUUAUGACACCUACAAUCAAACAUGCACUCACAUACAAAUUAAGGUUGUUUAUAAUGAAUGGAAACAGCAACACAAUUACAUCAUAAUUCAACUGCGACUCCACCUGCAGUUGCAUAUUUACUUUAACACCAUCAGACCUUUUUGCUUGCUGUUUACUUCUCAAUGUCCAUUUCCGACUUCCAUCCUUCUUUCAACUGUAACAACACCAACAGUUACAUGAGCAUUAACAUCAACUAAAUUUCAGUCUUUACAACUGCAAUUCCACCAGCAGUUUACUAGCUGUGAUACCAUCAACAGCUCCUGUGCUGUUAAUGCAGAUGUCCUUCCAUUUGAAACUGUAAAUGACAUCAACAGUUUCUCACAAACAGCGA